Penicillium coprophilum is the source of this 1404-nucleotide messenger RNA. RefSeq lists its product as uncharacterized. Bases 1 to 1404 code for a protein of 467 amino acids. Lineage: Eukaryota; Fungi; Ascomycota; Eurotiomycetes; Eurotiales; Aspergillaceae. The transcript has 4 exons. The record is from RefSeq and is a predicted model, not a curated record.
AUGCCACCCCGUCACAACUUGAAGCGGAAAAAUCCAGAGUCCCCAGUGGACCCUGAGGAAUCUGGGAAGAAGCGUAAAGUGAACAAUGGUGAAACGACUGCCAAGGAGGCUUCUCCUUCUCCUUCUUCCUCUGAUUUUUCAUCAGAUGAAUCUGAGAAUAAUUUUCCUGUCGCUCCAGGGGACUAUGUUGACUACAGUGUGAUGUAUCAGGCUGGAGAGGUGGAGACAUAUUCACGUCCCCCGAGACAGCAGCGGUGGAAACACGAUGGCGACGUGCCUAUUACCGAUUCGGCGCUUGUCCCGGAAGGCUGGAACGCCGAUGAACUAGAUCUCAAUGUUAACGACAUUGAUGGUCAAAUUGAGAGAUGUAUGGAGAGGAUCAGUGACGGAAUUUUGCCCGACUUCUUCAAGUUGAUCCAGUCUGAGCCGGCCGGACUCAGUCUGGACGUCGUUCGACGCUUGGAUCAUUUGAAGAUUAUUGAGGCUCAUCUCAAUACAAAUGGGGACCCGGACAAUGAAAUUCCCAAUGUUAAAGCUAUCAUCAAAGCUUAUAGAGCAGGAAAAUUGGCGUGGUCAAGAGGAUGGGUCAGCUACUGGUCGGAGGGCGUACAGCUCAAUGAGCCGCGCAAAUUUGACGCUGAUUAUCAUAAGAGACUGGCUGAGACAUACGAUACCACAAAAGCAUGGUGGGUGGAAGGCCUUCAAGAUCCAGCUGGUUCUAAUAUAGGAGGGUUUCACGCGUUUCCGCCGAUAAACGGGGUUCACUCGAUUGAGUUCCCGGUGGAGCUAUCUCCCAAUAGUCAAGUCGAUGGCUUUAAUAGCCUCACCAUGUAUGUAUGCCAUGAUACUGGUGCAGAUAUUAUGGCGGUACCUCAAUACUAUUUAGACCAGCUGGAGGCGCUAGGUACCCGCGUUCCAGUUCAUGGAUAUACUGUCAUGUCAACCCCUGGUGCAGUGGCAUGUCACAAGGUUGUGGAGAUUGAUGUCCGUGUGAGUGACGGCGCCGGCCAGCCUUUGUCCCAUUGGAUGAGAGUACAGGCCUGUGCCUUGAUUAAUCUACCAGGGAUCAAUGUUGGAAUGCUUCUUUCGGGGCCUUUCCUGCGGUUUGCACUCUACACUGCGACAUGUCCAGAUGGACAGGGAAAUCUCUAUGUUUGUAACCACAAGAGGGAGCUAAAACGGUUGCCAGCCGUUCCGCAUAACUUUGUGCCGAGGGGACCGCCAUAUGUGGUUACCGCUCCUCCUGCACCAGACGGUGGACCACCACCUUUCUCUGUGAUAGCUCAACAGACACAUGUAUUUACAACGAUGCCAGUGCAGCCACCACCACUACAACCACCACAGGCACCGAAGAAAGCAAAAGCGAAGAAAGGGAAGAAGAAGGGGAAGAAAGCAGCGCCUUAG